Messenger RNA from Clonostachys byssicola, 1680 nucleotides. NCBI's taxonomy places the organism in Eukaryota, Fungi, Ascomycota, Sordariomycetes, Hypocreales, Bionectriaceae. The record is from the annotation of a GenBank genome assembly.
AUGCCGUCAAUAUUCUCGUCGGUAACCGGCCGCAAUGCGGCCAGUCUCUUCGAUAUUCGCUUAGAUAGCGACUUCAUCGUGUUUCGAGGAAACGAGCAUGAGUCUGCGGGUCAGAUGAUCAAGGGAGUUGUUGUCUUGUGUCUUCCGUCUGCGCUGCGCAUGGAGGAUGUGCGCCUACGGUUAACGGGCACACUGAGAAUAAACGCUCCGGGAUCAUCGAGUCAAAAAGGCGAAAAGAAUACAACAAUUCUCGAGCAUCGAUGGGCGCCUUUCGUGGGAACCCACGGAAAGAGCAUGACCCUACCUGCCGGAAACUACGAAUACCCCUUCGAGUACCUUCUCCCCGGAGACACGGCCGAGAGCGUCGAGGGAAUCCCAGAAGCAUCCAUCACCUACCGUCUAAAAGCAACCGUGGGCCGCGGCAAGCUCGCAUAUGAUUUACACGCCUACAAGCACCUCAGAGUCAUUCGAGCCCCCGAGCCUGGUGCCCUUGAGUUUCUCCACGCCAUGAGCGUGGAGAACAUUUGGCCCAACAAAAUUGAUUACUCUAUCAUCAUCCCUCAGAAGGCCGUGGUGUUUGGUGGAACUGUCAAAUUGCAGAUGCGACUGACUCCCCUACUGAAAGGAUUAGAAAUGGGAGAGAUCACAGCAAAAAUGGUCGAAAUUCGGGAGACUUGCAUUCCCUCACCUACAGGCCUCAAUGUACGGGAUCACAAGAUUGAACGAGAUGUAUCGACAUGGAAAUUCGGAGUAAAUCGGGAGGAACACUGGCACGACAUGAUCGAGGAUACUGGUCAAGAGGGAUGGGCUCUGGAAAAGCAGCUCACCCUCCCCAAGAAGCUCCGACAGUGCAUUCAAGACCUGAACUUGCACGGCAUCAAGGUCCGCCAUAAAAUCAAGCUCACAAUUGCCCUGGAGAACCCUGAUGGACACAUUUCUGAGCUUCGGGCCACCCUCCCGAUAUCUAUUUUCAUUUCACCAAACCUGCCCCUUGAUGAUGAGGGAAACUUGAUUGAGCAGGCAGGUGGUGUUGCUCCUGAACAAGACCUCGGGGCCGCCGCUCCUCCCGGAUAUGGAGAGCAUGUUCUGGAUCAGCUCUAUGAUGAGGUUGAGAUGACGGGUUUCCAAACACCAGCUUUCCAAUCUGGGGUCAACAGCCCCUUCUACAUUCACUCCCGUGCAGGUUCAAGCGAAAACCUAGCCGGCAUGACACACGAAGCACCAUUCACACCGUCGGCACUGUCAUCGAGACUGGCAGACGUUUCAAUCGACCCGAGCCAAAGAAAUACAGCUUUUAGUGCUGGUCACCACGGGCACCACACGAGAUCCGAGCCUGCUUCCAAUAAUCUCACGCGACACAACAGCAGUGAGGAUGACCGAACACCAGGAUCUGAGUCUCCGCAACACAUUCAUAUUGAUGAAAGCGAAUUUGCGGAACUCAACAAGGUUCCCAGCUAUUCAACUGCGCUUAGGAUGCCAGCGUCGACUCGCAACCAAGCGGAGGCUUUCAAUCUGCCCGACUACCAAACCGCGCUGAGUGCACCACGAACUCCACCAGCCGCUUCAGAGGCACUCUCUGGCGAGUAUCUGCCUUCUAUUUCUGAAGACUUUGCCGCCGAACACGGUCUAAUGGUCAAAGGCUUCACAUUCUUCAAGCUAGGGACCAGAUGGUCUAAAUAG